AUGCGGUGGUUUUUAAUCAGUGCACUGGCACUGAUAGGUGCUGUCCAAGGUCAAGAUCUUCAAGAAACAUGCCUCUCUGUUGAUCCUGAGCCAUACUUGAUGUUUGGGACGAAGACUGCAUAUGCUUUCUCCAAUAGGGGCGUUCCAGUUACCAGAACACACGAAGUUCCCGGUUGCCAACCAGUUGCAAUUUGGUUGCUGAAUCGUCAUGGCUCACACAACCCUGAGGCAGAUGAAAUGUCUGAGUUACAGAAGCUUGUUGACUUCAAGAACAACAUUAUUGCAAACUACAGGAAUGGGAACUUUAGGAAUACCAACCAACGCAUGUGCGCAGCUGACGUUAAUCUUUUAGAACGUUGGGAGUGGAAUCCUCGUCAGAACGCAAGUUACGCCGGAGAUUUGACCACAGACGGCUACAUGUCAACUCAGCAGUUGGCUCAAGCCUGGAGAUCGAAGUACCCUGGGCUUUUCUCUGACAACAGAUACGAUUACUUGUUUAAAUAUGUCAACGAUCAACGUUCAAGUACAACUUUCCGUGCCUUCACGGAAGGAUUGUUCAAAGACCAAGCAGAAGGCAUGGACGUGCCAAAGGAAAGUGACGAAAAAUUACUCAGGCCAUACAAAUUCUGCCCAGCUUGGACUAGAGAUGUAGAGGAGAAUAAUGAAACGCUCUCACAACUUCGCACUUUUGAAUCCAAACAGGAAUACAAAGAGAUGAUAAGCAAUAUAUCACUGCGUCUAGGUUUCACUUACGACGUAAAUCUGGAAACAGUCCUAAGCAUGUACGAUAUGUGCCGGUAUAACAAGGCCUGGGAAAUUGAGAAAAUAUCUCCUUGGUGUGCUGUUUUCACAAAAGAAGACAUCAAACGCCUAGAAUACUCAGAGGAUUUGGAAACUUACUAUAAGUAUGGCUACGGGACGCCAAUGAAUCAAAAAAUAGGAUGUACAGCAGUUAAGGACAUGAUGGAUUUCUUUAAAAUUCACUUGGAUCAAGAAACCCCUCAACAACCCAAAGCAAUGGUCCACUUCACUGAAGCAGAGAUGAUCCUAUUGACACUAUCAGCGUUGAACGGGUACAGAGAUAUAGCGCCUCUCACUGGGGACAACUACCACACCCAAACUGCGCGGGAGCGUCGUUGGAGCUCAUCUAACAUGUCGCCAUUCAAUGCAAAUAUCGCGGCUGUGCUGUAUAAGUGUAUCCCAAACAAUAACUUGAAAAUCAGGGAGCCCUACCAAGUACUCUUCCUCUCAAACGAACGUACACUCUACCUAGAGGGUUGUAACGUGGGUCUUUGCGAUUGGAGCUUUGUGAAAACACGAUUGGGUCUCGUGGCCGAUAAUUGUGAAUUGGGUUUCUGCAAUGGCGCCAAAAAUAUUAACGGUUUUGUAGGUCUCACUAUCGCCCUCGUUGCUUUUUGUUCAAAGUUUAUCUCAUAA
This is a messenger RNA of Leptosia nina, 1437 nucleotides long. NCBI's taxonomy places the organism in Eukaryota, Metazoa, Arthropoda, Insecta, Lepidoptera, Pieridae. The record is from the annotation of a GenBank genome assembly.